CAUUUGAAUCCGAGUACAAGGAUAGUUCAAUUUAUUCUAAUACACUACAAGGAGGAAGAACAAAAAACUAAACAUGGAAAAGUGGGCUGGUAAAGUUGCGAUUAUUACUGGAGCAUCCGAGGGUAUGGGUAACCUUUUAAGUAAACAACUAGUUGAACAUGGUGUCAUUGUUGCUGGAGUUGCUAGAACUCAAAAAAAAUUAAAGGCAAUGGAAAAAGAAUUGCAAGGCAAGAAAGGACGUUUUCAUGGCUUUCAAAUGAAUUUAACUGAAGACAAAAGUAUUCAUAAAGCUGUUGAAGAAAUUGAAAAAGAAUUAGGCCCAAUUGCCAUUCUCGUAAAUAUGGGAAGUACAGCAACUGGUACACCUUUAAUAGAAGAUUCCACUGACGCUCAAAAUUGGACUCUUGAGAUUAAUGUUGUCGGAGCAUGUCUUUUGAUGAAAUUAGCGAUCGAAUCGAUGAGAAAGAAUAACAUUGAAGGACAUAUCAUCAAUGUCGGAGGAACUGCUAGUUAUUUUACUUCUGUAUUUGAUGAUUGUCAUUUCUAUUCUGUGUCAAAGUUCAUACUAAGAGCUUUGGGAGACGCUCUCCGAAUGGAAUUUAGAGCUAACAAUAUCCCAAUUAGAAUUGGCCAUAUCGGACCUGGACACGUUACUACAGGUGCUCAAACUCGAGCUGGCUUAAAAACGGCUCAUAUGUACGAAGGAUUCAAAGAGUUUGCAACUGAAAUAUACGAAAUGAGCCCAAAAGUUCUGCCAAAGAAAUUCCCAUUUAACGCUGACGGAGAUAACAUUUAUCACAAUGAUAUCCUACCGGCUUUAACCAUGGAAGAUGUCAUAAGCACUAUUUUAAGAAUGCUUUCAUCUCCUCAAGGAGCUGAGAUUAUGGACAUUAUCAUGAAACCAACUGAUAGACGAAAUAACAUGUACGAAACUGAUUUGUAUUGGAGAAGUUAAAUAUAAAGUGUUCAUUUAUCAGAAGAUAACUUCACUUUUAUGAUGAGUAAAGUUAGGUUAAGGUGUUGGUGAAAAAUAAUAAAAAAUUUGGAAAAUUCUAUAGUAAAUACAAAAAAAAAGAAUGAAAUUCAAGCAUUUCAACUGUGCAACAACUGUUUUUUAACUUUCAAUGAAGCAUAUUUCCUGGAACAUUGAUUAGUAAUGCGGGUCUAUUGUCUGUCUAUAUCAUAGAUGACGGUAGCAAUAAAUAAUGUCUGUUUCCCCAUUCAUUAAAUAACAUAAAAAAAUAUAUAGAUAUUUUCUACUGAUAUAUUUAAUUAACUGAUUAAUUAGUUAAUUAAUGAUUUUAAA
Dimorphilus gyrociliatus is the source of this 1306-nucleotide messenger RNA. NCBI's taxonomy places the organism in Eukaryota, Metazoa, Annelida, Polychaeta, Dinophilidae. The record is from the annotation of a GenBank genome assembly.